AUGAAUCACGAAAAUACCGAUGAAGAGGAUAUUCAUAUUGCUUUGAACGUUGGUGGCAUGAAGUACGAGACCUAUUACUCGACACUCCUAAAAUAUCCAACAAGUUAUCUCGCAAAAUUCAUUGAAAAAGAAGAUCCCGAUGACAAAGACGAAUACUUUAUUGAUCGGGAUGGUCAAUUAUUUUGGUAUGUGCUGGAAUUCUAUCGGAAUGGAACAAUUGUUUUCCAGGAUCCAGAUAAAAUGUGUGUCACUUGUGGUCGUGUUGCUACUCGUGAAUUAUUAAAAGAGGAAUUUGAGUUUUAUGAGAUUCCUUUUACUGUGACGGAGGCUGCUGAUAAAUCUAACUUGGCUAAUGCCGUCACCAAUAAUGCAUUAUCGUCUUCUGGUCAAAAGGAUCAUUAUGUUAUGGAAAAAGCCAUAGCAGCAAAACUCGAUGAAUUUAUGUAUUGUUUGAAAGAGGUUUUUGCAAAAAUGGUUAUCAACUUUGAAAAACAAGUUCAAAUCAUUUUUUUCGGGCGAAAGACACAUCCAACAGUAAAAACAUUAAGCAUGAGCGAUCAUCCAAGCUCUUAUCUCGUCCGAACUAUUUCGGACUUGGUGAUUCCAUAUGGAAGUGUUGCCGCAAAAUUUCUUGAGUCUUUCGAAUAUGAUAUUUAUGCGUACCUCAGGAGCGAAUGUUAUGGAUUUGAAUGGAAAUUGCAAAAAGACAUGUCAGAAGAAAUUGGCACUUGGAUUAUUGUGACGAUAAUGGAUGAGGGAAACAUUAAUCGUACUGAAAUAAUGGAGAAAUCAUGUCUUAAAGGUGGAAAUCUGAAAAGUUGA
Molecule: messenger RNA, 822 nt
Organism: Ambispora gerdemannii
Lineage: Eukaryota; Fungi; Glomeromycota; Glomeromycetes; Archaeosporales; Ambisporaceae
Source: the annotation of a GenBank genome assembly